UAUGUAAAAGCGACAGGGCUUCCUUGGAGAACGCAACGAGUGACAUGAAUGAAGCCAUAAACUUUCCAUGAACAGAAGAAUCUGACGAUCCAAGUGCUCGAUGAUUGCAAUCGGUCCAAAGUGAAGGGGGGUGGUACUAUUCCUGGUCGGUGGUCUGUCGACACCGAUCGUGGCUAAAAGACGAGCCACUUUUGGCGUCAUGGUGAUCGCCGGAAAGUUAUCAUUGCUUGGAGAAGCAGCUCUCUCUACAGCACUUACUUGGAAUAUUUCAUGCUUGUGUGGUCGUUACUGUUCGUGAUGAAUGCGUUGGAAUCGCUUCUGCAAGUGACUCAUGGGGACAUGAGGAGCCAUGAGAUGUCCACACGCAACUGUCUUAGCAGAUGUGAUGCGAUCACCCACCAUUGGCUCAUUGGUUAUUGUCGGAUUGUUGCAUGCCAGACUCGGAUCGGGUCGGGAUCCGAUUCAUUUGUUAAGGGACCUGUCCUUCUCUUCCCAUCGGGGAAGCAGAAGAAGCGGGUGGAGCCACUGCAAGCUCUCCUCUCCUUCCUCGCGAUGGCGACGGAGCUUUGGGACGAUAAUUACCUCGGGAAUAGGCGAUUUGAUAUGGAGGAAGGGCUUUAUCGUGACGGGGUCUUGCUCGAUAUGGGUGAUUGUGUUGAAUUCUACGCGAAAUAAAACGCGGAGGCGGGGACGUUUGCUUCGAUGAGGGCAAGAUUUUGAGCAGCAUGGAGACCUCAGCCAUUCUGCAACCACCAGCCCUCGCCUUCUCCGAACUCCUUGCAGGAGCUGGCGGCGUCGACGGCGAUGGCGGCAGGGACUUCCCGGCCUUUGCUGGAGAUUUCGUACCCAACUUCAAGUCUGCACAUCCUCCUCCUUCGCUGGCCAUCUCCCGUCCUCCCUUUUCGCCUUCGUCUUGUUUCGCCAUCCCGGCCGGCCUCAGCCCUGCUUUGCUCUUGGACUCUCCGGUGCUCUUCUCCUCAUCCAACAUAUUGCCAUCUCCAACUACUGGGACUUUACAAGCUAUGAAUCGGGGAAUCUCCUCUGCUGAUCAUCGACAAGGGAACAAAGAUGAAACCAUUGCCUGCUCCGACAUCCCAUACCAAACCAACACAGAACCCCAAAACUUUGAGACAGCAUCAUUUCAGACUUGUGGGUCUGCAAUCGCUGUGGAAGGCGCCUUCAAAACCCACAGACGGUGCAAUUAUCAUCACGAGACCAGCAACAACAUCAAAGUCGAAGCUGUAGCUCCAACUUUUCAGUCCGAGUUGGGAGCCCACCAUGGCCAAACCGAUCACGAUCGAUCCAGUCAAGCUCCUCCGACCCUCGAAGAACAGAGGAAGUUCGAUGAUGGAUGCCAUUGGAGAAAGUACGGUGAGAAACAGGUCAAAGGAAGCGAUAACCCACGGAGCUAUUACAAGUGCACGCACCCGAGUUGUCCGAGAAAGAAGCAGGUGGAGAGGUCCUCGGACGGACAGAUCACCGAGAUCGUUUACAAGGGUACUCAUAGCCACUCAAAGCCACAGUCCACCACGAGGCAUUCGGCCGCCGUUCAAGCGAUUCAGGAUGCUGCGCCUCCUGAAGCAUCCGAAGCUUCUUUCGGCGGGCCGGAUAAUUCAUCGGCGUCUUUUGGUGACAGUAUCAUCGAUUUGAGCUCUCGGAGGAGCAAUCGGGGAGGUGAAGCCUUGGACGAAACCGAACCAGAUGCCAAGCGAUGGAAGACAGAAGGUGACCAUGAAGAGCUAUCAGCUCCCGGAAAUAGGGCUACGAGGGAGCCGAGAGUGGUUGUGCAGACACACAGCGAUGUCGAUAUCCUCGACGACGGGUACCGUUGGAGAAAGUAUGGGCAGAAGGUGGUGAAGGGUAAUCCAAACCCGAGGAGUUAUUACAAAUGCACUACCAUGGGCUGCCCCGUAAGGAAACAUGUGGAGAGGGCAUCACAAGAUCCCAGUUCAGUGAUCACCACGUAUGAAGGCAAGCACAACCAUGAUGUUCCUGCAGCCAGAGGAAGCGGGCCGCACUUACAGAGCAGGCCUCAACCGGAGGAUUAUGGCACCGCCACAGCAGUGCGUCCAUCGUUCAUGGCCGGUCACGCCAGUCAAAUUGCUGCAUACGAUGCCUUUGGUGCCUCGGGGGUUUACGUCUCAGGUUACCGGAGUUCGGUGAGCUCGUACACCUGUCAACAGCAGCAGCAACAGCAAAUGGGGAGGAAGUUUUAGGCAGCGGAGCUUUUGUGUUCCUCCAGGUUUGGUUGUAAGCUACCGGUGAUACUGAAGCUUAAGUUCCGGUCU
Musa acuminata AAA Group (dessert banana) is the source of this 2288-nucleotide messenger RNA. RefSeq names its product WRKY transcription factor WRKY24. The transcript is spliced from 7 exons. Gene Ontology annotation, molecular function: DNA-binding transcription factor activity; sequence-specific DNA binding. Gene Ontology annotation, biological process: regulation of DNA-templated transcription. Bases 726 to 2216 code for a protein of 496 amino acids. NCBI's taxonomy places the organism in Eukaryota, Viridiplantae, Streptophyta, Magnoliopsida, Zingiberales, Musaceae. The record is from RefSeq and is a predicted model, not a curated record.